GUCUUCCUGCGAGAGCGACAUGGAGCAGAGCUCGGAGGCUGUGGCUGGCCGGCUGGCGCUUCUCCUGCGACACCUCCGCCCUGUCGCCGCGAAUUCUCUAACACCAUUUCCUACUUCAUCCCAGGUUGUUUCUGCAAAACACCCAGCACAGUUCUUCUAUACUUUGGACAAUAACGUUUUAACCCCGGAACAACGACAUUUCUAUGAGGAGAAUGGUUAUCUACUCAUAAAAAACCUGGUCUCUGAUGAAGACAUUGAAUGUUUUAGAGAGGAGUUUGCGCGAAUCUGCAGAAGAGAACUGAAAGUGCCAGGGCUGGUUGUCAUGAGAGAUAUCACAAUCGCCAAGUCAGAGUUUGUUCCUGAUGAGACAGCAGUUACGAAAAUCCAGGACUUUCAGCACGAUGAAGAACUUUUUAGAUAUUGCACCCUGCCUCAGAUAGUAAAAUACGUUGAAUGCUUUACUGGACCAAACAUCAUGGCUAUGCACACCAUGUUGAUAAAUAAACCUCCAGAUCCCGGCAAGAAGACCUCUCGACACCCAAUGCACCAGGACUUGCAUUACUUCCCCUUCCGACCUGCAGAGCGCAUUGUUUGUGCCUGGACUGCCAUGGAAAGAGUCGACCGCAGCAACGGAUGCCUGGUUGUGUUGCCGGGAACUCAUACAGAGUCUCUGAAACAGCAUGAUUACCCAGACUGGGAGGGUGGAGUGAACAAAAUGUACCACGGUGUACGUGAUUAUGACAAAGAUGCUCCUCGGAUCCACCUUAGCAUGGAAAAAGGGGACACGGUCUUCUUCCAUCCCUUACUGAUCCAUGGCUCUGGAAUGAACAGGACAAAUGGGUUUCGGAAGGCAAUCUCUUGCCAUUACGCCAGCAGCGAUUGCCAUUAUAUCGAUGUGAAAGGUACCUCUCAAGAGAACAUUGAAAGAGAAAUGAUAGAAAUUGCCAAAACGAAGUACGGCAUCGCCUCACCAAUCGGCAUGCAGGAGAUGUGGAUGUUUCGAAGCCGUCUUGUGAAAGGAGAGAAAAGAAGUCUUUAAAGGGUUUAAUUAAUUCAGAACUUUCACCUUGCUGAUGUUUCAAAUGCAAUGUAGCUAAUAGAAGUCUUAAUAGAUUUACACUUGGGGAAAAAAGGCUACUCUUACACACACACACACCUUGGGAAAAAGUCAGCAAACAUACUCAAGAUCAUGCCUUAAGAGACUAGAUAUUUUAAUUACACUUGGUGUACUCAAGUAAGAUUCAGCCUUUCUUUUAAAGCACAGGAUCUUUACAUAAAAAUAGUUUUAAAAUUAGUGUAUUAAAAUGAGAACUCAGAUCUUUAUCUAGAUGAAAUUAAAAUAACUGAAAGCCUGAUCAGUAUCGUGGUUAAGAGUGGCAGACUCUAUCCUGGACAACCAGGUUUGAUUUCCCUCUCCCUCCUUUGCCAUAUGCAGCCAGCUGGGUAACCUUGGAUCAGUCACAGUUCUCUCAGAGCUACCUCAGCCCCGCCUCCUUCACAGGGUGUCUGCUGUGGGGAGAGGAAGAGAAGGUGAUUGUAAGCUGCUCUGAGACUCCCAUGUGAAGGGUGGGGUAUAAAUCCAGCUCUUCAUCUUCAAUUGUGUGAGAUUAAUUUUAACUGCAAAUCUCAUUUGUCCACUGGUUUUAAGCUUAAGUAGAAAAGAUCAGUGUUACUGCUUCUUUGUUUUUCCACAGGCAGUGUGACCGGUUUGUUAGCCUAGCAGUUACUGUUUCGCUUAGGGUUGCCAAUCCCCUGGUUUGGAGGCUCUUCCCCCACUUCAGGGCCAUCAGAAAGCAGGGGCGGGGAGGGAAAUGUCUGCUGGCUACUCCAUUAUUCCCUACGGGGACUGAUUCCCAUAGGAUAUAAUAGAGAAUUGAUCUGUGGGGCUCUGGGGGGGCUGUUGCUUGAGGAAGAGAAAUCAAAUUUUCAGUAUAGCAUUUGGUGCCUCUCCCUAUAAUAACCUGCAAGUUUCAAAAGGAUUGGACCAGGGGGUCCAGUUUUAUGAGCCUCCAAAGAAGGUGCCCCGACCCUUCAUUAUUUUCAGCGGAAAGAAGGUGUUUAAAAGUCCCUUUAAAUGUGAUGGCCUUUGGAGUUCAACUAUGCUUAUCACAACCUUUCUCCCAAUUCCACACCCAGUCUCUCCUGGCUCCACCCCCAAAGUCCCCAGAUAUUUCUUGAAUUGGACUUGGCAAGCCUAGUUUCACUUCCUUUGGGAAAGUGUUGCAUAGCACAAGCCAGCACUGGUGCACGUAUAGUACUCUAAUGCGGUCCUGUUCCCAUCUUUCUGCCAAAGCAAGAAAACAAGAUUUCCUUCCCUUCCUUUCUCAAGCUACAUCUCUGGGAGAACUUAGCUGACUAAGGCGAGUGAAUAGACGAUUCCCAAGGUAGUCUUGGGAAUACGGAAUAAUACAGAAUAGCAUCCACCUUGGAAGCUAUGCGGAGUCUGUACUUGGGUGGGAAAUCACCAGUCUUCCUUUGCAGAGGAAGGCAGUGACAAAACAGCUCUCUUAAUCACAUUCCUUGAAAACCCUUAUGGGGUCACUAUAAGUCAGCUGUGACUUGACAGCACUUUACACAGAGAGUGUGGUAAUUACUGCUUACUCGAGCUCAGCAUCAGAGUCCUUUCUAGUGCACUGUUUGACAAUGCAGCAUCCUUGCUUAAGGAAGCAUGCGAAUAAUUCCACCACCUUGGCGGCACUGCUUUUUUACACCUGGCCUCCAGUCCUGAUUGCAUAUAGUGAUGUCUGUCUAAUUGCACCAGGCUGGACAUGUGCCCCCCCCCCCCCCCACUGAAGCAAUGCAAUGCAGUGCAGUUCAGGUAGUCAUCUCGCUGACUCCCAUAGAGCUACAGAGAGAGAGAAAACAAGCAUCUGAGAAAGCAGCUUAUAAUGGUGCUAACUAAGAAUACAUCUAGACAUAACCAGUCUGUGCUCUCUUGGAGCAUGACUUAGUUCACAAUUUUAUUUAUGUGUUGACAUUCUAGACCAGAGGUGGCCAAACUUGCUUAACAGAAGAGCCACAUAAAAUAAACCUCAGAUGUUUGAGAGCCACAAGGCAGGGAGGGAGGGAAAAGUGGAAAGAAAGCAACUUGAACUUUAAAUGUAUUCUUUAAGCCAUCAACUGGCUUGGCUUGGAAAGCAAUUUUUAGAGAGAAAUGCCUUCUCUAAGCCAGCCGAAGGGGUGGUGGGAAAGAGCCACAUGUGACUCCUGAGCCACAGUUUGGCCACCCCUGUUCUAGACCACCUUUCUCACUGGGACUCAAGGAUCAGUGUAAUCAAUAGGAUGAUGCAUAUAAUAAGCAAUGUAACAUGACAAGGAACCGUGGAAACCUGAAACAACGGUCAUCUGAACAAAGUAACAUGACAUGUUAGUACAAAACAUGGCAUUGCAUCAGUAGUCAGUAUUAUUAAAAAACAUUUUAUCAAAUCUACUUGAUAUUGUAUAAAUCUCUUUCUGGGUGCAAAUGCUUCAUCUUGUUUCUCACACAUUUCUUUCCAUGAAAAUGUUUAUAAUCAUUAAAAAUAUGACCAGUCA
Messenger RNA from Heteronotia binoei (common prickly gecko), 3534 nucleotides. It is a transcript of the gene PHYH, whose product is annotated as phytanoyl-CoA 2-hydroxylase. Gene Ontology annotation, molecular function: phytanoyl-CoA dioxygenase activity. Lineage: Eukaryota; Metazoa; Chordata; Lepidosauria; Squamata; Gekkonidae. The record is from RefSeq and is a predicted model, not a curated record. The coding region runs from base 20 to 1039 and encodes 339 amino acids. Gene Ontology annotation, biological process: fatty acid alpha-oxidation. The transcript has 9 exons.